CGAUAAACCCGUGUUUCAACAUCAUGCUCCUAUUCUUCAUUUCUUUCAAAAAUUUCUGCAAUCUCUCUCUCCUCUCUUGUUGCAAUGGCAGGCGGUCAAAGAAAGCGUUCCCGCACUGGCAAGAACGUUGCUUCCUCUUCGGCUCCUCCACCACCGGCGCACAAGUAUCUCGACGGGUCGUUCCUUUGGUUCAACGACCACGCAGAGGCGACGCGGUUCUCGGAGAAAUUUGAGCACCGAGAGAUUCUCCCUCCCCGAUUCUCCACCGCCCGCUUCAUUCAUGACUCCAUUCCACGUGAGGCACAGAUUAUCCUCGAACGUGGAAACUUCCUCGAUCUCCUCUACAUCAAGAAGGUCAACUAUCAACCCUUUCUUGUUCGAGCUUUCUACUCGAACUUGAAAAAGGAUGAGGACGGAGCAUUGAUCUCUAAUGUCAACGGAGUGGACAUCUAUUUGAAUGAGGAGAACAUUCAAAUCCUCACCGGGCUUCCUCGGGAUGGACAGGAUCUCGGGCUCUACGCCGGAGAAGAAGGAGCGCGGUUCAAUGAGACCGCUCUCUUGGAGGAAGUGGGCAUCCGACACUUCGUACCCACUGCCCAACAGCGGCGCCCUACGAUUGCUUCCAUGAGUCCCGUGUUUCGAUUCAUCUUUUAUGUUUUGACACGGAUUCUCAAGCCCAGGAAGUUCAAUCACACCACUCUCUCCCAGGAGGACACGAAGACAAUUCAUGCAAUGAUUCACAACGCCAAUCUCAAUUGGUGUAAAUUUGUGAUGAUCCACAUGUUCAACGCCACCUCCGACAACCGGCCGCUCCCUUAUGCUCUUCUUGUCAUGGCAAUCCUUGAUGAGUUCCACAUCAAGACGAACAUCGGGCCGAAAUGCAAAGGGACGAAGCAUUGGGUGAUUGAUGAGUCCUCUUUCCACCCGGGAACAGAUGAAGCUUCAUUCCCGCUGCCUCGUCCUCGCCGCCAACCGAGAGCUACUGCCUCGACUGCCACCACUUCAACCAAUCCGUCUCUCGCCGAGCAAAUGGCAGCGUUGACCACCACUCUCUCUCGGAUAGACACCAACGUCUCCAAAACGGCACACAAUGUCGAUAUUUUGAGUCGUGAGCUUCACGAGUAUUUUGACUUUGUCAAUUACCCUUACGCUAAAAUGGUCCCCUACGUUCCUCCACCGAAUUUCGGAGGUGAACCAAGCGGGACUCAAAAUGUUGGUAGGGACGACGCGGUGGACGUUGAAGAAGAAGAAGCAGAAGAAGAAGAAGAGGAGGAAGAAGAAGCCGAUGAUGAUAAUGAUGAUGGCGAUGGUGAUGAAGAUGGAGAUGAUGAAGAAGAAGACAUUGACGAAGAACAACUUCUCAAUGAUCUUUCCUCGGAUUUCUAAGCGCUCUAGCUCUAUUUUUCUCCUCUUCCUUAUUUAUUUGUCAUCUUUUAAUAUGCUUUCGUUAUGAACUCCUCUAUUUCCAUUAAAUAAUAAAUAAAAAUCUUUAUGGUCUUUUUGUUAAUGUCAAAAGGGGGAAGAUAAGGGCUAUGCAUAUUUUCAGGGGGAAUUUUAUUAACGGGGAAUUUUGUUUCAAAAAGAUCAAAACCCUAUGCAUAUCCCCGUCUUGUUUGCCAUUAUCAAAAAGGGGGAAAUUGUUGGAACACACUUUGUAUGUUAAACUAAAGUCGUGUUCAUUUC
Messenger RNA from Cuscuta campestris, 1683 nucleotides. The record is from the annotation of a GenBank genome assembly. Lineage: Eukaryota; Viridiplantae; Streptophyta; Magnoliopsida; Solanales; Convolvulaceae.